AAAUGGAACUGAUUGAGCUGCAAUGUAGUGACACGCUGAAGGCGAAAUAUGAGUCUGUGGGCGCUGCAGAGUUUCCACGUUUCCUUCCCGACACAAUGCCCCAGUUGCGCACCCAAGCUGCUCAAACACUCUCUAUGUUUGGCAGCACAUACCUGUGUGAGCAACUAUUCUCCUUGAUGAAGAUAAACAAAACAUCCCACAGGAGCCGUCUGACUGAUGAACACCUUCACGCAAUCCUGAGGAUUUCCUCCUCUCAGAGUCUGACCCCAAACAUCGAUGAACUUGUAUCCACUAUGAGACAUAAAGUAUCUGGCUCAGACUAAUGGGCAUCACAGAGCAGCAAACUGAGCUUUAACAGAUUUUCAGUUUCAGUUUUUAUGCAGUUUCAAUAAUGCACUUUUUUUUUGGACUGGACAUUUAUGUUUUCUUUAAAGACAAUUAUUUUUGGACUUUUGUUUGCCUGUUAAAAAAUGUUCUCUCAAAAUUACUCUGGAAAAGUUUCAGAUAAAGCCAUAAGAAAUGACAGCAACUGAUUUUAUUUUAGUUUUAAUUUAAAUUUAUUGAAUAAUGCUAAGCAAUAAGCCUUGUUAUUUCCAAGUUCAAUGUGUGGUCAUUUCAGUAAGUUCCCAAUAGUUAAGUAUCUGGCAUCACAGAGCAGCAAACAGAGCUUUAACAGAUUUUCAGUUUUUAAUCCAGUUUUAAUUUAGCAUUUUCUUUUUUCUUGGACUGGACAUUUGAGUUUAAAAAAUAUUUUUGGGUUGUUGUUUACCUGGAGAAAAAAAACAUUUUCACUUGAAUUUUACUUUGGAAAAGUUGCAGAUAGAGCAAUAAGAAAUGAAAGCAACAGAAUUUUUUUUGUUUAUUCAAUUUGUUUAAUAAAUAAUGCUGUUUUUAUUAGCAAUAAUGUAUAGGUCUUGUUAGUUUUAGGUUCAGUAUGUGCAAUAAGGUCAUUCAGUAAGUUAUCAAUAAAUAUUGAAACAGUCCGGCCCUUGACUUGUCCAUUUUUUUAAAUUUUGGCCCACUUUGUAUUUGAAUUUGACA
Austrofundulus limnaeus is the source of this 1041-nucleotide messenger RNA. RefSeq names its product general transcription factor II-I repeat domain-containing protein 2. Lineage: Eukaryota; Metazoa; Chordata; Actinopteri; Cyprinodontiformes; Rivulidae. The record is from RefSeq and is a predicted model, not a curated record.